Molecule: messenger RNA, 1621 nt
Organism: Exaiptasia diaphana
Lineage: Eukaryota; Metazoa; Cnidaria; Anthozoa; Actiniaria; Aiptasiidae
Product: transmembrane prolyl 4-hydroxylase
Exons: 11
Coding region: 25-1368 (447 amino acids)
Biological process (GO): peptidyl-proline hydroxylation to 4-hydroxy-L-proline
Cellular component (GO): endoplasmic reticulum
Molecular function (GO): procollagen-proline 4-dioxygenase activity; iron ion binding; L-ascorbic acid binding
Source: RefSeq, a predicted model, not a curated record
UCAACAAUAACAUUUUAGUUUCAAAUGGAGUUUAAAACAAACUCACUUUUUUCUUUAUACUAUGUAUUCCUAUAUUGUUUAUCUGGACUAAAGGGCUCUCAAAAUCACAUAUCCUUUCCACCGAAAAACGUGUGUGACUUUGAUCGAUGUAGUGGAAAAGAUGGCCCUACGAUUAUAGGGCGAGUCCAAGGGUUAUAUAGACUUAAUGGUGUCAAGGUCGGACAUCAACAAGAAGUUGAUUUAGGAGAAGAUGGWAAAGCUACCUUAAUAACAAGAGCUAUGAGACCGCUACUUUUCGAAAUCCCCAACUUCCUAUCUGAAGAAGAAUGUAACUACAUCAUUAACAGAGCUAAAGAGACAGAGAUGUUUUCAAGCAUUGCUAAAGGUGGACUGACAAAAAUAGAUGASUGGAAAUUCGCAUCAAACAUUCGAGGAAAGGCCGAUGGAGAACGUGGAAUGUAUGAGAGCUGGGAYUUUGACAUGGAUGGAAAGAUUACAAUAGAUGAGAUUAAGAAGUUUGCUGCCAUACAGCGAUUUUUGUAUUUAACUGAAGAGGAAAUCAGAGGCAUAUUUAAAAGUUCGAACAUGACAGAACUUGACGAUGGAAUUAUCAGCAAGGUAGAGUUUGACACCAUGAAUACCAUGUUGAUUGACAGCUACYUGUACGAAAUGACCAGAUCACAUCCAAAGCACAGACAAAGAUAUAGUGAACAGACAUGGCUGGACCAGAAAACUGACUACGGGCUGCUUGGAAAGAUCCAGGAAAGAGUCAAGACACUGACAAACCUUUCAAGCGAGAUAAUCUAUGGCAGCGAAUAUCUCCAGGUUCUUCGAUACACUGUUGAUGGMCAUUACCAUGCRCAUUACGACACGGAGACCCACGARCAUCCCGAGAUCCCUUGCUGUCACCAGAAGCCUGUGGUUGACCCAAAUAAGUUGGGUGUCAAUAAAUGUAAAUUAUGCAGAUAUAUAACAAUUCUGUUUUAUUUGAAUGACGUCGAAGAAGGAGGUGAAACUGCAUUUCCUCUAGCAGACAACGCAACUAUUAAUGCAGACCACGUCUUUAACAGCAGACGUCAAGGCAGGGACCUUCAUAAUAUGAAUGARUUCUGUUACUCGGCAAACCUUGUGGUCAAGGCAAAGAGAGGAACUGCUGUCAUGUGGUACAACCACCUCAUGGACGAGGAAAGCGACUGGUUGGGUGAUCGCGAUAUGCGUAGUGUACAUGGAGGUUGUAGAAUCCGGAAGGGCAUCAAGUGGGCUGCAAAUUAUUGGAUACCAGCGGCAUAUAAACACAAUGCACACGACAAGAGCAUAUAUCUUCCAUGGGGGAAGACUCUUCUUGAAAAAGAGAACGAGGACAAAUAAAUGACAAGACAGCUAAAUAAUAUUGACACUAAGGGACUGCGCAAUAUGUAUCAGGAGGGGGGGGUGAUUGAGAAUCCAGGGGGGUAAAUCUAAGUCUAUGUGCUUAAAGAGGCGGGCUUACGUCUAAAAUUAACUAGAACUUUAAUUGGAAACUGAAAAAUCAACGGUGUGCUUUUUGGCCAAAUAUACUUAUUGAAGUGGAAAACUUCUCAAGAAAACCGUGCUACGAAUUACGACAAUUCUUUUUCACGAA